Pogoniulus pusillus (Red-fronted tinkerbird) is the source of this 5341-nucleotide messenger RNA. RefSeq names its product synaptogyrin 3 (gene SYNGR3). Bases 230 to 922 code for a protein of 230 amino acids. Gene Ontology annotation, cellular component: neuromuscular junction; synaptic vesicle membrane. The transcript has 4 exons. NCBI's taxonomy places the organism in Eukaryota, Metazoa, Chordata, Aves, Piciformes, Lybiidae. The record is from RefSeq and is a predicted model, not a curated record.
CUCGGGGCGGCUGGGAGCGGCUGGGCUCGGGGCGGCUCAAAGCGGUUCGGUUCGGUUCGGUUCGGCUCGGUUCGGUUCGGUUCGGCUGGGCUCGGCUGAGCUCGGCUCGGGGCGGCUCAAAGCGGUUCGGCUCGGCUCGGCUAGGCUCGGGGCGGCUCGGAGUGGUGCGGUUCGGCUUGGCUCGGCUCGGCUGGGCUCGGAGCGGAGCGGAGCGGGCGGCGGGGGGAAGAUGGAAGGAGCCUCCUUCGGAGCGGGCCGGGCCGGGGGGGCCAUCGACCCCGUGGAUUUCUUGAAGCAGCCGCAGACCAUCCUCCGGGUGACAACCUGGAUCUUCUCCAUCGUGGUGUUUGGCUCCAUCGUUAACGAGUGCUACGUGAACAAGGACAGCCAGAACCCCGAGCUGCUCUGCAUCUUCAACGAGAACGAGAGCGCCUGCGGCUACGGCGUCGCCGUCGGCAUCAUCGCCUUCUUCGGCUGCAUCUUCUUCCUCGUGGUGGACCUCUACUUCCAGCAGAUCAGCAGCGUCAAGGACCGCAAGCGGGCGGUGCUGCUGGACCUGGGCUUCUCAGGUUUCUUGUCUUUCCUGUGGUUUGUAGCCUUCUGCUUCUUAGCAAACCAGUGGCAGAGGACGACGAUGAGCAGAGGGGUUUCGCAAGGAGCAGAUGCUGCUCGGGCAGCCAUCACCUUCUCCUUCUUCUCCAUCAUUGUCUGGGCGGCGCUGGCGCUGAAGGCCCUGCAGCGGUACCGCCUGGGCACGGACAUGUCGCUGUUCGCCACCGAGCAGUUCGCGGCCGACGCCAGCGCGGCCUACCCCGGCUACCCCAGCGGCAGCGGCGUGGAGAGCACGGACACCUACCAGAGCCCUCCCUUCACCGAGACCUUAGAGGCCAACCCCAAAGGUUACCAAGUGCCAGCGUACUGAGGGGCAGGGCUGGGGCGAGGCAGCCGCCGCAGGGAGCCGGGCGGUGCCCAGUGUGUCCAGCGCCAUUCCCUCCGCCAUGUGGCCAGGCGGUGCCGGGCUCCUUACUAUUAGCUAGUUGUGCAGUGGGGUCUGUACAGUGGUAUUGGUUCUUGUCUUACCUGGUGCCAGGGGUUUCUAAAAGCAGUGUUCCCUCUAAGUCCAAAGGAAGGAAGGAAGGAAGGGAGGGAGGUUGCUACCACAUCACCCGCACGUAGCCGGCGCCGAGCCGAGGCCCUCCCUGAGGCUUGACGCCAGGCGAGCGGCGCUGGGCUCUGCCCAGCACCCAGCACAACGCCAGGUGACUUCCCUUAGGGAACUGAGGAGCUGUCGGAUCGUCUCUGCCAGGGCUCACACAGAAGCCAGCUCCCGGCGCCGAGGGUUGACCUCGGCGGGAGGCUCUUUACCGUCAGAGUGGUGGAGCGCUGGAGCAGGUUGCUCGGAGCUGUGCUGGGGGGCCCAUCUCUGAGGACACCCAAGGCCAAGCCUGGAAGGGAGCAGCCUGAUCUAGGUGGAGAUCAGGAGCAACCUGAUCUAGGUGGAGGUCAUGGUGGGAUGGAGAUCAGGAGCAACCUGAUCUAGUUGGAGAUCAUGGUGGGAUGGAGAUCAGGAGCAACCUGAUCUAGUUGGAGGUCAUGUUGGGGUUUGAGAUCAGAAGCAACCUGAUCUAGUUGGAGAUCAGGAGCAACCUGAUCUAGGUGGAGGUUGUGUUUGGGUUGGAGAUGGUUAUGUUUGGGUUGGAGAUGGUUGGAGAUCAGGAGCAGCCUGAUCAAGUUGGAGGUUAUGUCAGGGUUGGAGAUCAGGAGCAACCUGAUCAAGUUGGAGGUCAUGUUUGGGUUGGAGAUCAGGAGCAACCUGAUCUAAUUGGAGGUCAUGUUGAGGUUGGAGAUCAGGAGCAACCUGAUCUAGUUGGAGGUCAUGGUGGGGUUGGAGAUCAGGAGCAACCUGAUCUAGUUGGAGGUCAUGUUUGGGUUGGAGAUCAGGAGCAGCCUGAUCUAGUUGGAGGUCAUGUUUGGAUUGGAGAUCAGGAGCAGCCUGAUCUAGUUGGAGGUCAUGUUGGGGUUGGAGAUCAGGAGCAACCUGAUCUAGGUGGAGGUCAUGUUUGGGUUGGAGAUCAGGAGCAGCCUGAUCAAGUUGGAGGUCAUGUUGGGGUUGGAGAUCAGGAGCAACCUGAUCUAGUUGGAGGUCAUGUUGAGGUUGGAGAUCAGGAGCAGCCUGAUCUAGUUGACUGCAGGGGGGGUUGGACAAGAUGAGCUUUGGAGGUCCCUUCCACCCUCAUGCAUCCUGGGUGCAGGUUGGUGGUGGAGCCUGCCCCAUGCUGCGCCCAGCGCAGAGCUUCCCUCUGAGGUGUUCCAUGGAAGGUGCCAAAGCGAGCAGGAGGUGAGCAGUGGCUGUGUCACUCUGCUGCUGUAAAUGUUUUGCUGUACAAAACCCAAAAGGCCAAGCAGGUCUUUGGACCUGAGCUGAGGGACAAGUGGCAUGGGGGAGUGGUGGGCACAUGGUGGGUUGGGGGUUCUGCUGAGUAUCCAAAAUGACUUUUUGUGUGCUUAGGCAGGCUUGAGGGAGUCAAACCCAAAGGAAAGCUGUUGAGCCAUGGCUGGCUGUGAAUCCAGGGACAGCCUUUGAGCAGGGCAAGCACAGCACCUUGUGGGUCUGCUUCUUCACCCAGAGGUUUGCAGCCUUUUACAUGGAGCUUUUGGUUGGCAACAUUGAGCUGAGGCUCGAACCCAGGUGCUGCCAGCAGGAGAGUGUCUCAGUGACCAAAGCCCAAGGAAGUUAGGAGUGGCUUUGAGCUUGUAGUUUCAUAGUGAGGGCAGCCACCCUCUGUCUCCAGCUGCAGCAGAACCUCGGCCUUGAAGGUACCUUUUACCCUGUGCUCUAGAGAUGAGGAAUUCAGGUGGAGAACUGGAAGGACUUCAUGCUGAAGGUCCAGCACUGGGGACCUCGCAGCCCUGGGUUUGCAGGUGGUGGGAGAGAGGACUGAGGAGCACCCACAGAAGAUGCUCAGGUUUGGUUUUCAGCUGCAAAAGUCAUCCAAAAAGGUGUCAAACCCAGCAGGGUCCCAUCAGGAACCUGCCUGCUUUCCACACCAAGCUGAAACUUGAAUUCCCACCACCUUGGUGGCAGCUCCAUCCUUAGAGCCCCCCCCCCCAGCUGUCCCACUCCCCAACUUCCCAAGGAGCUGGGUUUCACCUUGCUGGUUUUACACCAGGAAAGGUUGUGUGCUGCCUUCUGACCUUGUGCCAAGCAAUAGUUACCCACUGCCCCAGCUCUCCUUGGAGCAAAGCCACCCAGCAGCUUUCCUGCCACCAUUAGGACAACUCCUUCCUGCUGAGGACCACCUUAAUUGGGCAGCAGAGCCCAUCAGGAGCCAACUUAGCAGUGACAAAGGACAGGACUUGGCUCCUCUGCUCUUGCUGCGGGGUUAAAGAUGCGCUGGCAGCACUCUGUGGGCACUGAGCUGCUCCUGCUCCAGAAGAUUUCAGUGAGGGCACUUUUCAGGCAGUGUUUCCCAGCUCAGACACUUCUGCCAGGCUGCUGCAGCCUUGGCCACACGUGGUGGCACCAAGGAGGGGGCUACAGGGGAGCUGCAGAGGCACUUCUGGUAAGGGCCUGUUCUGACAGGACGAGGGACGAUGGUUUGAAACUAGAACAGGAGAGCCCAGGGAAGUUGUGGGCACCUCACGCCUGGGAAUGUGUGAGACCAGGCUGGAUGAGGCCUUGAGCAGCCUGCUCCAGUGGGAGGUGUCCCUGCCCAUGGUAAGGAGAUUGGCACUGGCUGAUCUUUAAGGUCCCUUCCAACUCAAGCCAUUUUAGGAGUCUAUGAAGACCCAGUGUCCCACCGUGGUCUCCACCAUGGCUUUCCCCAUGGUGGCAGCACCCAGUCUGAGGUCCAGGUGCUGUCAGGCUAUGUAGUGCUCAGCCCUGCUGCCUGCAGCAGAGGCAGGAGCAUCAGCCAGGAGGAUUCUGCACUGCUUUAUCAGAGCUGUCACCUGCCUGGCUAAUGCAGGGAGUGACCCGGGAGCAUCUGUGGGUGGCUUGUGCCAGCAGGGCUUGGUUGGCAGUGAGACAUCCUUGUACUAUGGAAAACAAGAGGAGAAACCUUUGGUGUGAGGGUGCUGGAGCCCUGGAGCAGGCUGCCCAGAGAGGCUGAGGAGUCUCCUUGUCUGGAGAGCUUCAAAACCCAUCCAGGCAUUGUGAUCCUGGGCAAGCUGCUGUGGGUGCCCUGCUUUAGCAGGGAGGUUGGACUGGAUGAUCUCCAGAGGUUCCUUCUAAACCCACCUGAACAUUAGAUCAGCCUGGUCUACUGGGAGCUGUCCUUGCCUGUGGCAGAUGGGGUUGGAACCAGAUGAUCAUUAAGGUCCCUUCCAACCCAAACCAUUCUAAGACCCCAGGUGAGCUGCUGUGGGUGCCCCUGCUUUAGCAGGGGAAUUGGAACCAGAUGAUCAUUAAGGUCCCUUCCAACUCAAACCAUUCUAAGACCCCAGGUGAGCUGCUGUGGGUGCCCCUGCUUUAGCAGGAGGGUUGGAACCAGAUGAUCAUUAAGGUCCCUUCCAACUCAAACCAUUCUAAGACCCCAGGUGAGCUGCUGUGGGUGCCCCUGCUUUAGCAGGGGAAUUGGAACCAGAUGAUCUUUAAGGUCCCUUCCAACUCAAACCAUUCUAGGACCCCAGGUGAGCUGCUGUGGGUGCCCCUGCUUUAGCAGGAGGGUUGGAACCAGAUGAUCUUUAAGGUCCCUUCCAACUCAAACCAUUCUAAGACCCCAGGUGAGCUGCUGUGGGUGCCCCUGCUUUAGCAGUGGGGCUGCACUGGAUGAUCUCCAGAGGUCCCUUCCAACCCCUCCACCAUCACCACCCCAUGCUGGGAUUCUAGGAUAGAGCAGAGCAGGGAAUCCCAAAGGCCUGAGGAGACUGCAGAGGUGUUGUGGAGUCAGCCUCGCUGCGGGGAGGGGGCAGAGGGGCUGUGAGAAGGGCUGGGGUGGGGGUAGACCUUGUAGCAAUAUUUUCCUUAGAGGGAACACUGCAGUUUUAGCAGCACAACCAGGACUUGUGUUAAUAUUUUAGCAACCAUUAUAAUCAAUUUAAAUGUUUAAAUUGAUUGUCUGUGAAGAUAAUGUUUGUUCAGUACCUUGUAAAGUUGAUUUCUUGGGGAUUUUCUUUCUGGGGUGGGGGGGAUGGGGUGGGGUUGUUUGGUUUGGGUUUGGGUUGUUUUUUUGUUUGUUUGUUUGCUUUUCUUUUUUUUUUUCAUUUCCUAACUAUAUAAAAACUGUUCCAGAGGUUUGUUUUGGUUUUUUUUUUUCCCUUGUAUCCAAGCUCUGUCCAGCUGCAGGACAUGUCCUGAGCCCUGGUGUAACCAUGCUGAAUAUUACAACAUCUGAAUGUA